GAGUGAUCUGCAAACCUAAGUUUUAGCAUGCAUGUUUUGCUACAAAGCAAGGGAGGGCGUGAGUGAAAAGUAGGAAACAGAACAUGAUCUUGCUCAGCAGGAAUUUACUCUUAACAAGCACCAGAGAACAGCGGAGAAAACAAUGCUACAUACAGUGGAAAGUCAUCAGGAAAGACUAAGAAGUUCUAUUGUAUGACAUUUUGAUUCAUUCCACUCCACACCCUGUGUUCCCUGCAGUUUGAUGCAGCCUUUUUGUGAGUUGCUAACACAAGUUUACUCUUCUUGCUUCAGUGCUUUCUUUCAGAAGAAGAAGAGAACAAAAAAUGGGGUGCAGAAGAAAAGUGCUUCUUGCUUCAAUAAUUUUCACACUUGUCUGCUACAAAGUGACCGCAAAGGAUACAAGAUUACUGGAUGUCCAAAAGACCAAAGAUGUUGUAGAUGACCAGUAUGAUGGAUGCCGUGAUGAGGCCAUGAAGAAGUUCAUUGAGUCAGACGUGUUAAAACGAGAACUAAGCAACAGUGAAGGAUUUCAGAAAGCGUGGACUAAAAGUAACGAGUGUUCAAAGCAGAUCCCUGGAGGAAGAAAAGAGCAUACUGCUGCACUUUCAGUCUAUGUUAAAGGAGAUCGGCCUUUCAUAAAAACACUGAACAAAGCAAUAGAGACAAUGGGUGGAAAUGUUAGCAUCUAUGAAAACCACUUCCACUUCAAGUCUCUUCAUUUCCUGCUGAUGGACUCCAUGAGGCUGCUGAAGCCACAGGAGUGCAAGAACUUUUAUGUUUUUCAAGAUGGUCAAAACAAACCACAGAAAGGCUCCACAGUGAGAUUUACAAGUUUCACCUCAGCUCAUUCAGACUAUGAAGAGCUAAAGAAAUCUGAAGAUGUCGAUGAGAAUAUGAUUUUAAAUCUCACUUCUUGUUUCUUUGUCAACCUGAAAGACUAUGUGUGCGGUCAAGAACUGGAUGAAAUACUCUUAUCUCCAGCAGAAGUUUUCACUGUGGAACAAGUGGAAACAAAAACUACAUCGGAUGAUGACGAAUACCUUGACAUUGUUCUGAAACAGUUAAGACUGAAAAGCUCCCACAACUGUUACAUCUCUUCACGGUCUCCUCCAGCUGCUGUCUCCACCCUGUGGCUUGUAUCAGUGCUUGCGGCCUCAUCUUUGUUUUCUGUAACUGUUUAGUAAAAACAGUUUCCUGAGUGUUAUCAUCUAUAUACUGCUUUGUUUAUUCAUUUCACAAUUUGUUGGCACUUUAUUUGGCAGAUUGUAGUAUCUACCAAAUAGAGUUUUAAAGUAGGCUGCCAAAAUAUAAUCAAAUAUUCUUUUCUGCUUCUGUCAUAUGUUAUGAAUUACAGACCCAAUUCACAUAUA
This is a messenger RNA of Oreochromis niloticus (Nile tilapia), 1370 nucleotides long. RefSeq names its product ecto-ADP-ribosyltransferase 4. Lineage: Eukaryota; Metazoa; Chordata; Actinopteri; Cichliformes; Cichlidae. The record is from RefSeq and is a predicted model, not a curated record. The transcript is spliced from 5 exons. Gene Ontology annotation, molecular function: NAD+ poly-ADP-ribosyltransferase activity; NAD+-protein-arginine ADP-ribosyltransferase activity. Bases 324 to 1181 code for a protein of 285 amino acids.